Diospyros lotus (date-plum) is the source of this 1111-nucleotide messenger RNA. RefSeq lists its product as uncharacterized. The coding region runs from base 256 to 879 and encodes 207 amino acids. The record is from RefSeq and is a predicted model, not a curated record. Lineage: Eukaryota; Viridiplantae; Streptophyta; Magnoliopsida; Ericales; Ebenaceae. The transcript is spliced from 3 exons.
CCCCUGUUUAUCUCCUCAAACAGCUCACGUUCCCUCUCGCUCUCUGGAUAAUGGCAAUUGGGCCUCCUCUUGUCUUCUCCAUCCCCAUUUCUUUUUUUUAUUAUUAUUAUAAUCACAAUCCCAACCGCUUUUAUCUUAUUUAAUUCUAUUGUUUCUGACUUCCUAAUUCCCGUCCCUCUGUAUAUAUACCCAAGAUUACUUCGCGGUUUUCUUCACCGGAGACUUCUUGUAUAUCCACAUACCUACAAGUAAUCGAUGAAUUCCGCGCCCCCGUUUUCGCACGAUUCUCCGUUGGAUCAAGAACUUCUCAUCCAGAAGAUCGACGUCUUCAAGAUCCAAGGCAGGGACAAGCAAGGCCGCAGCAUCCUCCGGAUCAUCGGAAAGUUCUUCCCCGCUCGGGUUGUGAGUGCCGACACUGUGAAGAAGUAUCUGGAAGAGAAUAUCUUUCCUAAAUUGGAGAAGAAGCCGUUUGCGGUGCUCUACGUGCACACGGAUGUCGAGCGGAGCGAGAAUUUUCCAGGAAUCUCUGCCCUUCGGUCGAUCUACGACGCGAUUCCGAUCAGCGUCAGGGUCAAUCUGGAGGCCGUGUACUUUCUCCACCCCGGCCUGCAGUCCAGGCUCUUCCUCGCUACCUUCGGCCGCUUCAUGUUCGGCGGAGGAUUGUACGGGAAACUGAGGUACGUGAGCAGGCUGGACUACCUGUGGGAGCACGUCCGGAGGAACGAGAUCGAGAUCCCUGAUUUUGUGUACGAUCACGACGAGGAUCUGGAGCACCGGCCAAUGAUGGACUACGGCCUGGAGAGCGAUCACCCGAGGGUGUACGGAGCGCCGGCGGUGGAUUCCCCGGUGCCGAUGUAUUCCAUGAGAUGCAUCUCCUAGAGACGAACUUACUUGCAACAGACGCAGGCGAGGCGACGGUUUUGUUGAAAGUUGUUAAUAUAGGGUUUUGGUGGAAUUGUACAGUUGAAAGUUCUCUCAUUCUACAACUUGCUGCUUUAGAUGUUUCGUGUUAAUUGUUCUUCGCUGGCCGUGUAAGUGUAAUUGGAUGAAUCUUGAAUCUUGAUAAGCGUGUUAUUGACUAAGCACCAGACAGAUGGAUUCUCUUCAGCUC